Melanaphis sacchari is the source of this 3736-nucleotide messenger RNA. RefSeq names its product eukaryotic translation initiation factor 4E transporter. The coding region runs from base 691 to 3633 and encodes 980 amino acids. Gene Ontology annotation, biological process: negative regulation of translation. Gene Ontology annotation, cellular component: cytoplasm; nucleus. The record is from RefSeq and is a predicted model, not a curated record. Lineage: Eukaryota; Metazoa; Arthropoda; Insecta; Hemiptera; Aphididae. The transcript has 20 exons. Gene Ontology annotation, molecular function: mRNA binding.
UACUUUGAUACUUUCAUUUCCCAGUUUGCUUCGCUGGUACCAGUCGUCGUACUCUUUUAUGUCGCGCUGCGGAUCGCGAUAGCAGUCGUUCUUUGGUUUCUAUACAUUUUUUUUUUCAAAUUUUUUUUGUUAUUUAUUUAUCGUAUAAGUAAACACUUUUUUUGUUUGUUAAACUAUUUGAUUUUGUCGCAGCCGAACGAACACUACGGCGUAUGUAUAUAGAUUUUGUACUUCAGUUCAACGCUCGUUUAGGUCGGUCAUUAACGUACGCGCUAAAAAGUUAAAAUUCUCGCUUGUUACGGGGCAGCAACUACGGACUACGGAAGUCAAUUUUAUUGGUAUUCGCAAUCGGUGUCGGUUAUCACUGUUCAAUAAUAACAAUAAUAAUAAUAGUAAUAAUAAAUAAAUAAUAAUAAUAGUAAUUAGUGUAAUAUUAACAAGUAACUAUUGCCGUUCGUCCGUUAUUCGCGCACAGGAAACAAAUAACGAUAUCGUCUUGUACACCAACAGGAGACAACUGUUUUGUUCCUGAUUAUCUGCAUUUUUACGGGUCUACAGUCAGCUUUAGCUGUCCCUUUCGUCGUGUUUGUUGUUCGUGUGUUCCUUACAUGCCCGAUAUUGCAGCUUGAAAAAAAAAAAGGCGUCCAGAUAUUUGGUCGUUUUUUCGUUACGAAGGCUUUCGUCGUCGACAUGUCUGAAAUGGUCAACGACAAUGACAAGUUAUCGAAAUCACUGGUGGAUGGCAGUAAUGAAGGUAUAACAACAAAUGAAAUGGAAAAUGAAACAGCCAUUGAAGACAAAGUUAAAGUAGUAAGAUUUAAACAGCCAAAACAAAGCUAUACCAAAGCCGCUUUGCUAGAAUUACAAAACUUGAGCAGUUCUAAACUGCGUCCAAAAUUUUUAGACAACUUUCCUGACUUAGAUAUAGAACUUGCUGGAAAAACUCGAAAAGGAAGUAGACCUGUUGCCAGUGGAAAACCAACUACUACUACUAAGACAGUAGCAUUUGAUUUACCACCUUGGCAAAACCAACCAAUAGAAAAUGGUGAACCUAAAACUGAGAAAAAACCACAGGAUGCAAAAGAUCGUUUAAAAAAGGAUCAAGAUAUUGUUUUGAGUCCUCAAAGGCGUAGUUUCAAUUCAGGAUGUUUUGUUACUAUGAAUGCUUCUAGUGGACCAAAACGAUCAAAUAGUCCUUUAAAUACAUCUGCUAAACAAUAUGUUGAAAGAGAGCCUAUUCGAGAACCUCGUCGAGUUGGUAGUGGUCGAUUAAUGAGUCGAGAUUCUUGGGAUUCUGGUUUUCGUCAGUCAGAAAAUGGAAUCACAAAUAAUUAUAACUUUGGUAAAGGAAGCGGCUUUCGUGAAUCUUCAUCUCAUAACUCAAUUGAACCUCGUAGAAAAGAUUUUGAGUUUGAUAGAGGAGAAACAGAUCGUUAUAGAAAUUAUGAUCGCUUCAAAGGCUCUAGUAAUUAUGAUAGGCGCCGAAAUGAUUCUUAUCGUACACAAGAAGAACCGGAAUGGAUGACAGAUGGUCCAACUUCUCAACAUGAUACUAUUGAGUUACGAGGUUUUGAAGAUCCACCUGUUGACAAAACUAAAAAGAAAAAAACUAAACCUGCUCCCCGUACUAAGAAAAAUUCAAUUGACUCUACAUCCACGGAAUCAGCAGCUGCUAUUAAAGGAGCUAAUGAGACUAAAAUAAAGAAAACUAAAAAGGAAAAAGAUGAAGAUAAAAAAAAAAAGCCUACAGUUGAAAAACCCAAUAAUGAAGACCAAACUAAAAAAGAUUCUGAAUCAAUAACUGGAAAUGAGUUUAUUCAAGCUUAUGAUGCUGAGCAUAAAACAAAUGACAGUGUAUUCAAUGAUUUCAAUAUUGAUGAUUUCUUAAAGCCAGAUUACUUAAGUGAUAUAAUGCAUAUUGAAGGGGAAACGGAUGGAAAUGUAGCUGGUUCACGAUUCCGCCAAUGGUUUACUACACAUGAUAGUAGCCGUGCUUCAUCUGCUUCUACUGAAAUGUUAAAUUCUGCAACUAAUAAAAGCGUAACAGAUAAUGCAGAAGAAGAUCCUAGACAGUUAUCAUCAAUGCUAAUGGGAAUGGUUAAAAAUAAUAGUCAAAAUGAAUCAAAAAAUUUAACAAAUGCAUAUGAUUCUAUCACGUCAAGUGAAAAUAAUAAACUUCCUCCAGCUAUCAUGGAUGUUAUUAAAGCCAGUGCACCUCAGUUGACUGACCCUAAAGCUGCCAUACGUGAUUUAGAGGUUAAUGGUAAAGUUCAAAGUCUUGAAGAAAUUGAAUCUAGAUUACGUAUGUCUAGUGGACAACAAAAUGGUUAUUCACCACCACAUAACAAUAUUCAAUUCCAUGAAGAAAUGAAAUUAAAAAAACUACAAAACAUGAAGAUGUCUCAAAAUGAGCAUGAAAACUCUAACAACGAUGGACAUGUAACAAACAGCUCUCAAAACUAUUCCAUACUGCAGAUGCUGAAUAAUGCUCAAGGACCACCAAACUAUAUGGCAAACCAAGUACAAAACCCUACUGUAGGUCCUUAUGGUCAUUCAAAUAAUUAUCGUGGUCAACAACCAAAUAUGCAAGUUCCUAAUGAUCUCGUUAUGAAGCUCAUGGAAGCACAACAAAUUCAAAAGCAACAUGAAAAUAUGGUAGCAAAAGCAAUGGCUGCUCAACAACAACAACAACAACAACAGUCUAAGCAACAUAUGUUCAAACUUCCUGCAGAACUUCAAAAUAUGGUCAACUUUUACACACCAACCAAAGAUAUAUUGCAAAGCCGAGAAGCUCAAGAAAUGCUUAUGGGAAUUAAACGUGGUGAAGUAAUGCUACAUCAUUUAGUAGAGCAAUGGAAAAAGACUAGUACUAAUCAGUCUCGUUAUCGUGAAACUCUUAUUUGUCUUAUGAAAGUAUUUCAACAUUCAAACAAUGCCCAACGAAUGGCUAAUCAACAACAGGAUUUAGUUUACCAACAACAGCAAGCUGCAUUAUACCAAAGCCAAAUGCUUAAAAGACAAUUACUUGACCAAACCCAUAAAAGGAUGGAAAAUGUUCAUAAUGCAUCAUAUGGAGGAGAAGGCACUAUGGAUUUAGGCUCAUCUCAGUCACAAUCUCAACCAAGAAUUGGUCUUACUCCAACAUCUGUUUUACGUAAGAUGACUUCGACCUCAGAACCUUUGGUAGACAAACACCAUAUACCUGAUGAAAGAUCUGUUACCCAGCAUGCGCUUCAGCAUCAAAUAAACACUCUGCAACAACAAAUGCAACAACAACAGUUUAUGCAACAGCAGCAACAGCAGCAGCAACAACAGCGGCCAGUCAAUACAACUAUUCAGCAAAUACUGAGUGGUAACUAUCCUAGAUACCAUGGAGCACAACAACCACAGCAGCAGCAGCAGCAGCAAUUGAACAAUAUGAAUGGUCGCAGUAUAAAUUAUGGCUCUGGGGAUAAAUCGCGCAUGAACCGGGUACAAUCUCCUGUUAGCAAUCAACUUGCACGUUGGUUUUCUCCAGAACUGUUAGCACAAGCUCGUGCUGGCCGUUUACCAAACAUGCCUGCUAUGUCACAGAAUGUAAACAUGCUCAGUGUCGAGGAUAUCGAAAAGUUCCAGGUUGGUGGUCGUUCUUAAUUAGUGAAAAUUGUGGCACUUUACAAUUUUUGUGUAAAAAUCAUAAAAAACCAAGAAAAAAAAAUAAACAAGUUGUUAUUCCUUUUAAAUAUUUAUAGGGCCC